Exophiala spinifera is the source of this 2568-nucleotide messenger RNA. RefSeq lists its product as uncharacterized. NCBI's taxonomy places the organism in Eukaryota, Fungi, Ascomycota, Eurotiomycetes, Chaetothyriales, Herpotrichiellaceae. The transcript is spliced from 3 exons. Gene Ontology annotation, cellular component: nucleus. The coding region runs from base 1 to 2568 and encodes 855 amino acids. Gene Ontology annotation, molecular function: RNA polymerase II CTD heptapeptide repeat phosphatase activity. The record is from RefSeq and is a predicted model, not a curated record.
AUGCUCUUACGACUCCCUAAAAACCUCCACUACCCACUCACCAUCACAAAAGUCGAGAAACGGGUAGGAGAGUACCUUGCUCGCAACGACGAUCUUUUCCUCUACUCCUACACGGCCAAAGUCACAGAAGGCACUCGCUAUGGCGACGAAGAGCAAGAAGUGGAGAGGAAGUUUGUUACACAUUUCCCAAGCACCCUUGAAGGCACAAUCAAGGGAUGGAGAGUGUGGGAAGGAGAUGUGUUGACCCAUCCCGUGGACAUCUGUGAAAUCGAGGAGGAAUGUCCGCACGAGGUGCAGUUCCAGGGCAUGUGCACCAACUGCGGCAAAGACAUGACCACUCUUCAAGCAGGUAGCGACACAAGCGACAUCGACCGCGCGCCCAUCCGCAUGGCUCACGACACACAGCAUCUGACCAUUAGCAAGGAAGAAGCGAGUAAAAUAGAUGAAGAGGCAAAGCGCCGUUUGUUGUCCUCUCGGAAGCUCUCACUUGUGGUCGAUCUGGAUCAGACAAUCAUUCACGCCGCUGUCGAUCCGACCAUAGCGGAAUGGAUGAAGGACCCGGAAAACCCCAACUACGACGCUGUGAAGGACGUUCGCUCGUUUCAACUUGUCGACGACGGACCAGGAAUGCGUGGCUGUUGGUACUAUAUCAAGCUGCGGCCGGGGUUGGAAGAGUUCCUCCAACAUAUUGCUCAGCUGUAUGAGUUGCACAUCUACACCAUGGGCACGCGACAGUAUGCACAGCAAAUUGCCAAUAUAGUCGACCCCGACCGAAAGUAUUUUGGCGAUCGUAUCUUGAGUCGAGACGAAAGUGGAAGCAUGGUGGCCAAGAACCUCGAAAGAUUGUUUCCAGUGGACACAAAAAUGGUCGUCAUUAUCGACGACAGAGGAGACGUGUGGAAAUGGAGCGCCAACCUAGUUAGAGUCACCCCCUUUGACUUCUUCGUGGGUAUUGGCGAUAUCAAUUCCAGCUUCCUGCCUAAAAAACAAGAGAUCCAGAGCACGCCGAAGGCGGAUUAUGUAUUGCCGGCUGAAAACGGUGGUACAGACAACGACGAAACCAAACCCGCACAAUCCAAUGGAUUUGCUGAAGACGGUGUCCCUAAUAUCCAGGAGGGAACGUCUCCUCUCGAACAAUUCAUGGCCAUGAGUGGCGGUGAUGAUCCUGCAGUCCGUGAACAGCAGACUAAGGGACAGGAAGAGAUUAUUCAUUCGCAGCUCGAAGACAAGCCUCUCCUCAAGAUGCAGUUGGAACAAGAUGAGAAAGAUGAGGCCGAAGCUGCAGCCGCCAAUGGUGAAUCUGCUGUGCCCCAAUCUACCGAAUCAGACACUAGUGAAUCAUCGGAAUCAUCAGAAGGAGGCUCGGGGCCAUCGAAACAUAAAGCGCGUCACAGUAUUCUCAAGAACGACGACGAGGAGUUGAUCCACCUAGAAUCAAGUCUGACAAAAGUACACUCAGCCUUUUUCGCAGAAUAUGAUCGCAAGCGCUUAGGUGGGAAAGGUGGACGUGUAGCUGAACUCACCGGCAAGCGAAAGGCUCCCCUUCCAGCCGAUGAUGACCAAAGUAACGCAGUGGAUCUGAUGUUCGUGCCGGACAUCAAAAAAGUCAUGCCUGCUAUGAAGACGAGAGUGUUGUCCAACGUCACCGUUGUGUUCAGCGGCGUGCUCCCACUGGGGACCGACAUUCAGACUGCUGAUAUCAGCACAUGGGCAAAAACAUUUGGCGCCAAAAUCACCGACAGAAUCUCUCGUGAUGUCACCCAUGUCGUCGCUGCACGUCCCGGUACUGCGAAAGUCAAGCAAGCGGUCAAGCGCGGUAUCAAGGUGGUAAGCACGGCUUGGCUGAUUGGAUCGAUGCAACAGUGGCGCAAGCUUGAUGAAAGACCAUAUCUGCUAGAGGGUGCUGGAAGGCAGCGUCAUGAAACUUCCAGCGACCUGGGCGACCUUCUGGAGAGGUCUAACGUCGGUGCCAGCGACUUUCUUCUGAGUUCGUCUGAGGGCGAGUCUACCGGCUUAGAAACCGAGGACGACCAGCCACUCAGGAAAAGGCUCAAGUUAGACAUCAAGAAUGGCGAUUCGCCUGACGAUGAAGAAUUUGACGAUCUGGUCGACGACGGUAGUCCAAUUACCCUCAAUCAAGACGAAUGGGCGGACAUUGAUGCCGAAUUGAAGGAAUUCAUGGGCAGCGACGCCGAAAGUGAGAGCGAUACCGACUCGGUUAAUUCCGCCUUGAGUUUCCGAGAACGUCGCUCUGUAAAGAGAAGACGCGACGAAGGAGACGGAGACCUUGAUGUAGAGCAUCCGUCAACGGUCAAGAAAAAUGGAACAGGUAGUGCUUUGAAGACAGUUGCGAACGCUAGUAGCGAACGGGAUUCGAACAGUACCAACACCCCCAGCACCGAAUUCAGAGAAGCUCAGAUCAAGGAAGAACAGCGACAGGUCGAGGAAGCUCAGCAACGAGAGGAAGAAGACGAGGAAGACUCGGACGACGAGUUGGCUCGAGAGCUGGAAAGAGAGCUUGAGGAGGCUGACGCGGAGGAGGACGACAGGCCCAAAGAAAUUGAUUGA